AUGGUGAUCGGCACUAGACCUCUUGUCACGUCGGCAAUGGUUCACGCCCACCUUGAUGACCACUAUGGUAUCUCCGACGAUCGGGUCACCAUCGAUCCCACCAAGCCAGAUGACUUCAUCGUCCGCUUUGCCCAUCCUGAGGAUAUUAAGCUUGUGCUAGGGAUCACCGUCACCUCCCGCGGCUCCCUUCGCCCUGCAGUGGCGGAGGUGGAGCCACCUCAUCAUGGGCUUGGCCGGUUCUUUAGGUUCUGGGUUCUUGUCGGUAUGAAGGCGAUCCCAUUGUACGCCAGGUCCGAGAUGAUCGCUGACCUGGAGGAUGAGUGUGAACUCUUUGUGGUGGCCAGGUGCGCCCAUCCUGACCUAGUUCCCGACGAGAUGAUCAUGGUUGUCCCAGAGCCGAAGGAGGAGCACGAUGGCAGUUCACCGCUAUACCUGAGGCCACACGAGAUCAUCCAUGAUGAAGUCCCCACGCUCUAUUACCUCAUUCAUAUAAGGUUGAUCGAGUUCCAAGACUGGCACACGCCACCGACGUCGUCCGACGAUGUCAAAGACUUUGGUGGGGACGACAGCGAUAGUGGCGAUAGCAACUUCAACGGUUACCAUCCCAGCUUCGGCGGCGGCGGUUCAUGGCCAAGGACGACUCAUUUCGGUGAUUCGGAUGAGCCGCGGCUGGCUCGCGGUUCGGGUCCCGCCUGCCGAGCAUAG
Miscanthus lutarioriparius is the source of this 705-nucleotide messenger RNA. Lineage: Eukaryota; Viridiplantae; Streptophyta; Magnoliopsida; Poales; Poaceae. The record is from the annotation of a GenBank genome assembly.